AUGAACAACCUUGCCCAAGCCGUCACUUUCCUCGAGUCGCUCAAUCUCGCUCACGGUGACCUACGACCAGAAAACAUCCUACUUAACCGCGACCAACUGAAGCUAUCCGACUUUGACUGCACCGCGGAGAUCGGAUCAUAUUUCGAAGCGUGCAUAGCCCCGUAUGGACGCUUCCUGAACGGCAGCGAAACGGACUACGGACAACGCGGGACGUCCGGCUCGCUAGGUCCCCGGACAGAACAGUUCGCCCUGGGCGGCUCCUUGUACUAUCUGAUUAACUACGGCUUCGAGGUUUAUGACGAUCGAUGUCUUGCGGACGAUGCUAAGGAACAUGGGCCGAAGGUCGUGGACUUGCUGCAGAACAUGGAGUUCCCGAGUUUAGAUGGUGAUCCGCUGAUUGACGGUAUCAUCGAGAAGUGCUGGCAUACCAAGUACAACUCGGUUGCGGAAUUGGCCGCGCAGACAGAGACGCUCCUUUCUGAAGGAACUACGAGGGAAGUAAUCAAUGUCGAAGCGGUUCCAAGUACCGGUGACUCGACAGAAGAUUUCUCUUCGAAAAGGGCCGUCUGUCAGGAUCUGGAGAAGCGUGGACUUCUGCGCCUGCUUUGUUCUGGUGAAGCAGUCUACUCCAACUCGACUUCUAUCCAGGUGUAUUUCGACCGAGCAUACGCUGAAUGGUCGUCUGUUCCUUUGGACUACAUGACGUAG
Aspergillus terreus NIH2624 is the source of this 708-nucleotide messenger RNA. RefSeq lists its product as uncharacterized. Gene Ontology annotation, biological process: protein phosphorylation. NCBI's taxonomy places the organism in Eukaryota, Fungi, Ascomycota, Eurotiomycetes, Eurotiales, Aspergillaceae. The record is from RefSeq and is a predicted model, not a curated record. The coding region runs from base 1 to 708 and encodes 235 amino acids. Gene Ontology annotation, molecular function: protein kinase activity; ATP binding. The transcript has 2 exons.